CGGAAAGCAAACAAAAACAAGAAAUGGCGAAUUUCUCGAUGACUCAGGUCGUAUCCUCAGCAACCAUUGCGCGGCACACAGUGUGCCAUGAGUGUGUGGUAGUGCUAGGUAGUAACAACCAUCAUUAUCUGCCUGCUGUUAGUGUCCAAAAACGGUUUCGGAAAGCGCUCAUCGUACCCGGCCGGUCGGCAGCACCAUAUCGGUCGCACCAUAAAGUUGUCGUUUGUUCGCGUGUGUGUGUGUGUGUGUGUUUGGCAAAAACGACCGGUGGCAGGUUUAACAAUGUUUGACUGUUUUUGCUCACAGCCACCGGUAGCGGGCGAUACCGGCGAGCCGAACGUGCCAUUUGAAACUUUUCCCAAUCACCACCAGCGGCCGUCGGUGGUGGCGACCGAGUUUGCGGCCGAACUAGUGCACCAGCUGGUCGGCGGUGUGCGGGGGGGCGUCCGGGGGUACGGACCGUACCUGGCCCGGUACGCUCUCCUCAUCAACGCCAUCGAAACGGUGUUGUCAAUGUAUGCACUGCUGACGCAAGCCGGCUGGGACCAUCGGCUCCAGUGGCGCCCGCUCUGCUACAUUCCGAAGUAUUUGCGCAUCAAUAUCGCGCUGGUCGUGUCGCUGCUGACCGUCUACUCGAAUCUGGCCGCCAUCGUCGGUUUGCUAAAGCAUCAGCCGUACCUGCUACUGCCCUACAUCUGCCUUCGGCUGGGCACGUUUGUGCUGGAGCUGUGCUACUUGGUGGAUAAAACGCGACCCGCCACGAGCCCCCUGCCUGCCUGGAAGCUUGACCCAAAGGUUUGCCCACUCGAACGGUGGCGGUCGUGGUCGCCGCUGAUGGUCGUCCUAGUUGGCUGCAAUCUAUCGGCAGUGAUCGCUGUGUAUAUGACCGACGAUGGCCUGAAGGUUGGUGCUGCGUGACUAUGGUGUCCGGUGUGCGGUGUGAGAUUGAAAUCGUACCGAAGUGGCGCCCUUGUCGUGAUUCAGAAACGUUCGCACGAUGGUGAAGAUUGGUGGUUCUCAUUUUUAACCACAGCGCAACCAGUGCAAUUCGGAACUCCUGUCAACCACGCAAGGUGUAACAAAAUCCGUGGUCAGUACGUUUUCCCGAAUUGGUCGUUUUUUUGUUUGCUUCAACCCUGAAGAUUAGUGAAUGGUGGUUUGCAGUGUUUGCACACACACCACUACCGGGGCUAAUGGAUUCACGCGAGAUGGCGCUGCAGUAGGCAAAAGGGGGAAUUAUUUCCCUUUUAGCAGCAAAAGGGUAUGGCAAUAAACAACGCGCUGUUGGAGACAUUUUCGUCACACACUGUAGCUUAGCUUGGGUGUUUGUUUAAUUGUUUAUGGUGGAGGGCAGAGGGAGCCAUAAGCAAUAGGUGGUGUUGUUGUUUUUGUCGUUCCGCGGCGGAAGACUAAACAGGGCUGCCCUGUUGGUAGCGUAACGGUUUAGCAGCGUGUCGGCAUUUCUUCAGCACUGAUAGCUUCAUUUGCAGCGUAUAAACACAACGCGAUGUAACAACAACACAGCCUACUACUACUACACUUUACUAUUACACUCACACACAGACAUGCCAAAAUGCUGCCGGUUCUCCGCACGAGAGAGGGUGUGGGCUUUACUCGCGCGAGCUUUUGUUAUGAUUUUACUCACAACAGCAAAACAUACUUUAACGCAAGGCAGCCAUACAUACAACUCCGGCUGGGUUGCGGAAUGUAAGCAAAACGUGGUUAUGUCAACAGUCACGUGCUCUCCUGCUGCCAAUGAUGUAUCGUGGGACUAGUACUACCACUACUGGUGGGUUUCAAUUGUUUGUGUAUUUUGUAGCGAAGGAGACGGACGGGGGGACUGGGAACACGCAGAUUGAUUUGUUGACCAUUUUGUGGGCAUCAGUUACAGAGUCCGGUCAUUGGUGGCGUUCCGAGUGAAUAAAUACACAGCUUCAGCUGCCAUGACGUCGUGAAGCCUUCAAACUGUGUGCCUUGGGUAGGGGAAUUGUAAUGUUUCUCGUCAUCUUCCAGAAGUCUAUUACUUCAGCGGGUCGUACGGUACAAAGGCGAAAUGAGGGAAAUUUAUUUGCCUCGCAAACUCGUCCAAGAAAACCUAUAACGCUCAACCAUCCGGUAAAUGCGACCGAGAGUGGAACUUUUCUCGGUUGUUGUGAAAGGCGAAAACUUGCAACAGGACGCAGCGGGCACCGUUCGCUUCCGAAUCAUGGUAAAGUUGCCGUUGUGGUGAAAAUUGAAAUCCAAUCUCCAGCAACACGAACACCCAGCACUGGGUGUUUGUCGGGGUCUUUGCCAGGAGUUUCCCCCUCUUACAGGAGAACGGGUGCACUGUCGUUAAUGCCAACCAUGGGAUACUGUUUAUGUUGGUUUGCUUGAUGCAUACGUGUUACCCUGUCCGUCUCCCGUGGUCCCGUGCUGCUGCAUCGGGGUUGGCCGGGAAAAAGAUUAGCUCGGCUAGAGGAAAUUGUGCACACGCUUCAGUUCGGUCGGUUGUGUUCGGGCUAGCAAAGGCCGAUGUAACCUUUCAACUCUUGGCCCUCUUCCAUCUUGAGGCAUGAGUAGCUGUCAAACCGUGGUACGGCGAGAAAGGCUCAACCACUCGUCUUCCGUAAGCAAACAAUUUGAUGCCCUCAGCGCCCCUGACACCUGACUCCCAACCCUCGACCCCCCGACCACGGCGCAAAUGUGUGAUGACAAAGUUUGUUCUGUUUUAAAACAACACUCCUGCCACACCGUUAUACUCGGCGAGAUCUUGUUUUGCACGUUGUGGUUUUCUUUCAACGGAGAGCACACUCCACACAGGCUGUUUUCUCCAGGGAAGAGUGAAUUUUCCUGUAUUUCAUUUGAUUUCUUGCGAGGGGAGUUGUAGGGGGGGGGGAGGAUUCCGGACGACUUCUUAAUGAUGAAAGGGCCACUGUGCCACUCUGCGCGACAGUUGGAGCGGUGGCGUAGGUAGCCUAGUGGCGCUGCUCGGUGUCGACUCUGUGGUAAGUGGUCGCGGAAAAUGGGAAAGUGUGGUCGGUACACGGCACAAGACGAAAUGGUACAUCGUUUGGCAGGUGUAGUGCUGUCGCUUUAUUCCUCGCGGGCGGGUUUAUUGUUUGUUUGUGUGUAGUGUUUAGUUCAAAGUUAAAUAAAAAACAAACUCCCAUUUUGAAGAGCAUUACAUGCAUGGCUGUUUCUUGCGGCUUUGAGACAGGUACGGCACGAACUUAUUGUUAUUGCUGAAGUGUUAUUGCUGAAGCGUUAAGCCAACACAAAUGAGUUCUGUUUGAUGUUGCGUCACCAACGCUUGACGUCGAUGAAAGAAUGUGUGUGUGUAUGUGUGUGUGUGUGUGUGUGUGUGUGUGUGUGUGUGUGUGUGUGUGUGUGUGUGUGUGCUUGC
Anopheles coluzzii is the source of this 3385-nucleotide messenger RNA. RefSeq lists its product as uncharacterized. The record is from RefSeq and is a predicted model, not a curated record. NCBI's taxonomy places the organism in Eukaryota, Metazoa, Arthropoda, Insecta, Diptera, Culicidae. Bases 283 to 918 code for a protein of 211 amino acids. The transcript has 3 exons.